GAUUUUAACGGACGGAGCGGAUUCUUCUCGGUUCUGAGUCAAAAAAAGUUUUACUAUAAUUAUUCUGCUCACGGAGUAAGUAUGAGUUCAGAGGCGUUGAACGAUGAGAAUCAGGGUACUCUGCCUGUAUGGAAACAACACUUCCUGUCUGAAUCGGCCGCUGACAUUUUUGCUUUGGAUCAGCCCACCGGCAGGCCCUCGAUCCUGAGACCAUCUCAAGCUGAAAACGUCAACAAAAACGUUGCAAAAGGAGUAAAGGUUUGUUUUCAGACUCCACUUAGAGAUCCAGUCACUAGGAAGAUCAUGUCCCCAAGUCGUGUUGGCAAAAUGCCCACUCUGGAUGACUGUACAUUUGCACUAGAGUCUCUCUCACUUGCUGAUUCUUCUAAAUCUCCCACCCCACAAAGUGUGUCCUCAGCUCCAGUCAAUGUCCCGAGUAAAAGUGAAUCUUCCUUUCCUGAUGAUGACAUGCCCAUUCAGAGUAAAGGAGGCUACUGUAUUGACUUUGACAAUCUAGACACCAUGAAUCCUUUCGAAAGCUCCAAUAAAAUGGUCCUUUCACCACUUAAGACUGCAGUUUUGGCAGAAAUUGCCCUGACAGUAACAGAACCAGAUUCAGUCACUAUUCCAGCAUUGUCUGGUGAAGAGGUGGAGAAAGUUUCAGAAAAUGUUUUUACUGCUCUGGAUGAGACUCUUCCAAUGACCCAAUCUGAAGAAAAUUCCCUGGCAGAUUUAUCUGCGGAUUCUACUUCAACUGAUAGCACUGUGAUUAUUGAACCAAGAAUAACUAACACCAUCAUUCAGAGCGGUGAUAUUACAGUCAAUUUGGCUGACCAUGAGACUGUUGCUCUGCUGGAGACCCCUGCGCCCGCCGCUCUGUUGGAGACCCCUGCGCCCGCCGCUCUGUUGGAGACCCCUGCGCCCGCCGCUCUGUUGGAGACCCCUGCGCCCGCCGCUCUGCUGGAGACCCCUGCGCCCGCCGCUCUGCUGGAGACCCCUGCGCCCGCCGCUCUGCUGGAGACCCCUGCGCCCGCCGCUCUGUUUGAGACCCCUGCGCCCGCCGCUCUGCUGGAGACCCCUGCGCCCGCCGCUCUGCCGGAGACCCCUGCGCCCGCCGCUCUGCCGGAGACCCCUGCGCCCGCCGCUCUGCCCGAGACCCCUGCGCCCGCCGCUCUGCCCGAGACCCCUGCGCCCGCCGCUCUGCCCGAGACCCCUGCGCCCGCCGCUCUGCCCGAGACGCCUGCGCCCGCCACUCUGCCCAAGACGCCUGCGCCUGCUGCAGUUCCUGAGCAUCUUGCUGAAAAUGUGCCAGAAACCACAGAUUCUCCUGUGCUCCCUAAAGGAUCAUACAACAUUAACUUUGAUCUAGACCUGAUCAACCCUUUUCAGACUGGUGGCUCAAAGAUUCAAAAUUCUCCUCCUUGUGUGAGAAAUGCACCAAUUGUCAAUUCCCCUCCUUCCAAAAUUCAGAUAUCCAUGGCGAAGAAGGACAACAGUGCAAUUCCCAAUAAGUCAGAAGCCAAUCUUGAGAAUCCUAGCCAUCCAGAAGUAAACACUGAAACGAUUGUUCCAUCAAUUUCUCCCCCUAAAGAAAAUCCCAUGGUACUAGAGUUUAACUUUGAUGAUGGAGCAAAGGUCAAGCGCAAACCUCCCCCCAAACGGCUCGGAUUAAAUAGGCCGCCAGUGGCCAAAGCAGCUACUAAAAAGCCCACAUCUGAUCCAGCUGAGAAGAGUAGUCCUGAAAUGAAACCUAAAACUCAUGAUGCAACUAUGGACAGUGCAGAGGUAAAAAUCCCAGCAGCACGAGGUGCUUACUCCAUUGACUUCAAUCAGUUUGACGAUCCCAACUUUAAUCCUUUUGGUAUGAAGGCAAAAAUACCUCACGUGGAGGGGCCACGUGAUGGCCGGAGUGGUUCAGUCCAAACUGAAACAUCUACACAGCCAAAACAGCCUGAUCACACUGCAGUGGAGAGCAACCCAGACAGUUCUCCUUCCUUUGAGGCUACAGAAGUGAAACCAUCUUUCACAAGGACACAACCAGCAGUAGAACCCAAACCUUUUACCGUUGCUCCCAACAAACCACUUUGGACUCAAAUCCAACAAAAUCUACCCUCAAUGAACACAACAAUUGAGCACUGCCAACCAAAUCCGAGCAUGGGGUUUGAUUCGACUGCAGCUGAUGAUGAGUUUGUACCUGGUUCCAUGUUCAUGCCGAGUGACUUGGAUGGACAGAUAGAUUAUCUAGAACAGUUUGGAUCCAGCACAUUUAAAGAAUCUGCUCUGCGUAAGCAGUCCCUUUAUCUGAAGUUCGACCCACUGCUAAAGGAAAGUCCUAAGAAAGCAGCAGCAGACAAUUUAAGUGUCGGUUUGAGUCUGCCUCGUCCCUCCCUCGCCAUCCGGAUGAUGGAGGCUGCUCGGUCUGAGGUGAGGCAGAAAUCUCAACAGGAAAGCCCAAAGCUGCUGGAGGAUUUCCCUUUACCGGCUGAAACUCCAGUGGUUCAGGACCCCACAGUGCUCGACUUGCUGGUUCCGACAUUAAAGCCUCCACAGAGAAUCGAGGAUGUCAUUGUGGACAUGCUAAAGUACACUCAGAAGGACCUGGAUGAUGCUCUAGAAAAAGCACACAAAAAGGCUGAGGAGAAGGAGGAUGACCUGAAUGCUCAAAUUGAGAAGUUACAUAUGGAUAACCAGCACAUGGUGCUGAUUGUGUCGGAGUUUGAGGCAGUUAUUGCUCAGAUCACUGCUGAGCACAAGCAGAAGGAGGAACUGGCCCAAGCUGAACUGAGUAAAGUCCUUCAGGAGAAGCAGCAGCUUGCUAAAGAUCUGAACGACAUGGAGCGAUCAUUUUCAGACGUUGUGAAGCGUCUGGACAGACGCAAGGAAGUGAUCGAUGGCUUCAAAAAGAAUGAAGAGACUUUGAAGCAGUGUGCUCAGAGCUACUUGGUGAGACUACAGAAGGAGGAGCAGCGAUACCAGAUGCUCAAAACUCAUGCCGAGGAGAAAAUAGAUCAGGCGAAUAAGGAGAUUGCAGAUGUGCGCUCCAAGCUGGGAGCUGAAGUUUCUGCUCUUCAGGUGCAACUCAGGAGAGAACAGCUUAAAGUGCAAUCACUGGAGAAGAACCUGGAGCAGAAGACAAAAGAGGUUGAGGACGUGACCAAGCUGUGUGAUGAACUUAUCCUCAAAGUCCAGAAGUGCUGAUCUUGUUCUUUAUUCAUGUUUGUGUUCGUCUUUUAUUCUUGUUUGUUACUGACUGAAUAAACUAAUUAAUUUUACUCUAUAGCUGUUCAUUCAGUGAAAAACACAUUUAAUAAAGAGAUCUUGCAUCUAAUUACCAUCUAAAUUACCGUCUAUAUGCAGAGCAUUGUAACACUGUGGUUGGAAGAGGUUUUUUGGUGUUAAAUGCUGUUCCUUGAUGUGCUGUGUAAAUAAAUGUAUUUCUGUCUACAA
This is a messenger RNA of Trichomycterus rosablanca, 3447 nucleotides long. It is a transcript of the gene tacc3, whose product is annotated as transforming, acidic coiled-coil containing protein 3. The transcript has 16 exons. The record is from RefSeq and is a predicted model, not a curated record. NCBI's taxonomy places the organism in Eukaryota, Metazoa, Chordata, Actinopteri, Siluriformes, Trichomycteridae. The coding region runs from base 82 to 3198 and encodes 1038 amino acids. Gene Ontology annotation, cellular component: cytoplasm. Gene Ontology annotation, biological process: cell population proliferation; mitotic spindle organization; cerebral cortex development.